UGUUAACGGAGUGGACACGCCGCUACUCCGUCUGUCGUGUGUCGGUAACCGACAUGCAGCUUCAUUUCUGCUGAGUUCUCUUCUCCUCCGUGAUGAGUCAACGGGAGAAGAAACGCGUGAUGGAAUAGGUUUUCUUUAAGAUGAGAUUAAUCUGGCCCACAGCAGACGAGAGGAGCGAACAAGUCUUGGAGGAAAGCUAACCCACGAAUGGCCUGCCAGUCUGUCGCUGCAGUCAUGGACGAGCAGGCCCUGCUGGGGCUCAACCCGAACGCCGACGCCCGCUACAGGCAGCGGGCCAUGGCUUACUUUGAGCAGCUGAAGGAGUCUCAGGAUGCCUGGGAGGUUUGUGCAGAGGCGCUCGCUAAAGGGAUUUAUAAUGACGACCAUGUGAAGUUCUUCUGCUUCCAAGUUUUGGAGCAUCAGAUAAAGUUCAGGCACGCCGGCCUGAGUGGACUUCAGCAGCAGCUCAUCAGAGAGACGCUGAUGAAGUGGCUCCAGUGUCAGCUGAUGAACGCUCACCCCGAGAAGCCGUUCAUCAGGAACAAGGCGGCUCAGGUGUUCGCCCUCACCUUCGUCAUGGAGUAUCUGACUCUGUGGCCCAAGUUCUUCUUCGACGUGCUGUCUCUGGUGGGUCUGAACCCGCACGGCGUUGACAUCUACCUGAGGACGCUGAUGGCCAUCGACGCCGAGGUGGUGGACCGAGACAUCCUGCACCCGCCUGAGGCGACUCGUAGAAACACUCUGAUCAAAGACGGGAUGCGGGAGCAGUGCAUCCCUCACCUGGUGGAGUCGUGGUUUCAGAUCCUGCAGACGUACCAGCAGUCCCACCCGGAGCUCACCUGUCAGUGUCUGGAGGUGGUGGGAGCCUACGUCAGCUGGAUCGACCUCAACCUCAUCGCCAACGACCGGUUUGUGAACCUGCUGCUGAGUCAGAUGUCUGUGGAGGAGCUCCGUGAGGAGGCGUGUGACUGCCUCUUUGAAAUCGUGAACAAAGGGAUGGACCCGGUGGAUAAAACCAAGCUGGUGGAGUCUCUGUGUCGGGUUCUGCAGUCUGCAGGAUUCUUCAACGUGGAACAGGAGGAGGACGUGGACUUCCUGGCGAAGUUUUCCCGCCUGGUGAACGGGAUGGGUCAGAGUCUGGUGCUGAGCUGGACCAAGCUGUCCAAGACGGGGAACGUGAAGGAGACGGCGGAGACGCUGCAGGCCGUGGAGGCCAAAGUGCCGCUGAUGCUGCAGCUGCUGGUGCACGAGGACGACGACAUCUCGGCCAACAUCGUCAGCUUCUGUUACGAGUACCUGCACGUCCUCAAACAGCUCCCUCAGCUGACGGAUCAGCAGAAAACCAGCAUCGAGGCGAUCAUGCUCGCCGUCAUGAAGAAGCUGACGUACGACGACGAGUACAACUUUGAAAACGAGGGCGAAGACGAGGCGAUGUUUGUGGAGUACAGGAAGCAGCUGAAGAUGCUGCUGGAUCGUCUGGCGCAGGUUUCCCCCGAGCUGCUGCUGGAGGCCGUGCGGCGAGUCUUCAACAACAGCAUGCAGAGCUGGCAGACGGCUCCGUUCAUGGAGGUGGAGGUCGCCAUCAGGCUGCUCUACAUGCUCGGCGAGGCUCUGCCGGCGUCGCACGGCGCUCAUUUCUCCGGAGACACGGCGAAGACGAGCGCGCUGCAGGACAUGAUGAGGACGCUGGUGGCGUGCGGCGUCAGCGGGUAUCAGCACAGCUCGGUGUCUCUGGAGUUUUUCGAGACGGUCGUCCGAUACGAUAAGUUCUUCCUGGUGGAGCCGCAGCACAUCCCCAACGUCCUGAUGGCGUUUCUGGACCACAGAGGACUGAGACACAACAGCCCGAAGGUCCGCAGCAGAGUGGCCUACCUGUUCUCCAGAUUCGUCAAAACUCUGCAUAAACACAUGAACGCCUUCAUCGAGGACAUCCUGACCCGGAUCCAGGACCUGCUGGAGCUCGCUCCUCCGGAGAACGGUUUCCCGGCGAUGCUGACCAGCGACGACCAGCUGUUCAUGUUCGAGACGGCGGGCGUGCUGAUCGUGAACGGGGAGAGUCCCGUGGAGAGGAAACAGGCGCUGAUGAGGAGUCUGCUGCUUCCUCUCAUGGACGCCUUCCGCCUGCUGCUCGCCAAAAUGCAGCAGGAGACGGAGGAGGAGAGGCAGACGGUGCUCGGUGACUGUCUGAGCCACGCCAUCGGAUUCGCCAGUCGCACCAGCAAGGCGUUCAGCAACAAGCAGACGGUGAAGCAGUGCGGCUGCACCGAGGUCUACAGGGACUGCCUGCAGACCUUCCUGCCCGCGCUGAGCUGUCCCGUCCAACGGGGGGUGCUGCGGAGCUCGGUGCGCUCCUUCCUGCACAGGAUGAUCAUCUGCAUGGAGGAGGAGGUGCUGCCCUUCAUCCCCGCCGCCUCCGAGCACAUGCUAAAGGACUGCGAGGCCAAAGACCUGCAGGAGUUCAUCCCGCUCAUCAGCCAGAUCACCGCCAAGUUCAAGCGGCAGGUGUCCCCCUUCCUGCAGCAGGUCUUCAUGCCGCUCGUCCUCGCCAUCUUCGAGGUGCUGGGCCGGCCGGCGGAGGAGAACGACCAGGCGGCGGCUCUGGAGAAACAGAUGCUGAGGAGGAGCUACUUCACCUUCAUCCAGACGAUCACAGGGAGCGGGAUGAACGAGGUCAUGGCCAAUCAGGGAGCUGAGAACAUCGAGCGAGUCGUCUUCACUAUCAUCCAGGGAGCCGUGGACUUCCCCGACCCCGUCGCUCAGAAAACCUGCUUCAUCGUCCUCUCCAAGCUGGUGGAGCUGUGGGGAGGAAAAGACGGCAUGGUGGGUUUCCCCGACUUCAUCUACAAACACAUUGUGCCCGCGUGUUUCCUCGCUCCUCUCAAACCGACGUUCGACCUCUCAGACGCUCAGACCGUCCUGACGCUGUCGGAGUGCGCCGUCACUCUGAAGAUGAUUCAUCUCAAACGGGGGCCGGAGUUCAUUCAGUUCCUGCAGCACGAAUAUCUACCUUCACUCCAGGUGUCUCCUGAAAUCUCACAGGAGCUUUGUCAAGUUGUUCAGCAGCCGGAUAUCAAAGUCCUGAAAAACUACAUAAAGGCGUUCUUCCAGCGAGCGAAGCUGUAGGAAAUAAAAAACUGGAAGUUCUCUUUGGACUGAAAAGACUCUUCACAGGAAGUGGUCGAGCUCUCGCCACUUUCUACAACAACAACAACAACAUAAAAGGAACUUAGCAUAGGAGCUGCUUUUGCACUUAAGAAGCGAACGCAUCACGAAGCCCGCCGCUCUGUCCGAGCGGGGGCGUGGCCGGACGAGUGGUCGAGCCGUCCACGAGGCCUCGGGACGAGAAGGCACUCAGAAAUGUGGAGAACUUUGUGACGAAGUGAAACCCGAUCUGAGGGAGAGGAAGACGACCCGUCUGGUAAAUAUCCUCGAGCCAUCUGAACCCGACGAGUGCUUCCUUCUCGUCUUUAGAAACCACAUUUCAAAAACACGCUAGUUUGAGGUUGUUUUUCUUUUUCUGACGUUGCUGCUGCCACGAAAUGGACAAAAAAAGGGCUGAAUUGUUUUUCUGUCAUUAAAAAUGUGGCGUGGAUUUAUUUUUUUACGUGCUGAUUUGACGGAGGGAUGGUUUGAAGUUUUGCAGUGCUCGCCGCUCGGGUUCUUCCAAACCGCCACCAACUUUUAAUUUCCUGAAUUCCCCGUUUAAAAAGCAGAUAAAUCUGAAACGUCACCUGAUGGGAAGUUGAUACUCGAGCUUUUGGUGACAUCAGCCCGUCACGCUAAAUUUAAAGGUGCGACGACAGAGGAAUAUUUUUUGUCUCCUGGAAAUCGGACGAUUAUUUAGUCGCUGUUUUAGUUUUUUGAAGGAGAAGAAUGAAAAGAAAGGGAGGAACGAAGUGUAAAUAAGAGAAUAAGAUGUUAAAAGUGUAAAUAAAGUUCCUAGGUUUAGUUUUUUUUAAAUCUUCAUUCCCAUCUGGAAACUCGUACGGAAGCUCGCUGAUGCCAGAAAGUGAAAAAAAGUGUUGAAAAUUUUAAAUUGGAACAAAUUAUUUGUUUAUUGUCUUGACUUAAAAAAAGUCUUGCUAUGAAAACGUAAAAGUUUGGAUGCCGCGUAAAAUAAAAUCUAGUUUGAAACGUUCAGUUGAAAAAGUUAAAAUGAUUUCAUGUUUGACCUGAUGAACUUUUUUUUGUAAACAUGCACUUAUUGAUGCCUCCCAUUUUAUUUUCUUCUCGCUCUGCAUCCAAACUUUUUUACGAUUUUGGUUAAUGUGUCAAAUUUUGAUUUAAUUUCUUAAUCAUGAAUUCAAAUAAAAGUUUCUUGUAGUUCGGAAUUAUGAAUGACCUUUUUUUAUUUUUCACUUUUAAAUUUCAAAUUUGAAAUUGUGAAUUUUGACACUUAAAAAAAUUAGAUCCAUAAUUUGACCCUUAAAGAGGUGCAAUUAUAAUUUUGAUGCAUUUCAAAUCUAAAUUUAGAAUUUGACCAAAUUUUCAAUUGGAAAAUUCGACCUCUUUAAAAUUCUUGAGAUGUGAAUUUAGUUGAAUCUUAAAAACUGGGAAAAAAAAGUUUAAAACUCUGAGAUUUCUCACGCUGUAAAUCUCAGAACUCAAGUGUUAGGUAUCGAUUCAUAACUUUUUUUUUUUAUAUAGGUUUUUCAUUUUUAACACUUUUCUUUUCUGGACCUAACAAGCUUCCGUAGAUUAUCGUUAACUCAUGAUAGGAAUCGCUUCUGAACACGUCGAGUAAAAAAAAAAAAAAAAACAUGAAUUAUCGUACGGAAGCAGCUCGGUGAGUUUUUAUAUCGAAGCAUUCGUGACAAUUCAGGCAAUGGACGUGUUGAUUAUGCAACGCGUCACCGCGAGCAAUACUGUGAACGAACCAAUCAGAGCGAGGCGACGAGAUGGAACUGUACAAACUGUAUCUGAUAUUAAAACACACAUAUCCUUUUUUAACCACUCUGCACGGACGAUGUGACCUCGCUCACUUUGAUCUGACUCAUCAGAAAUCAUCCCCAAAUCCUCCGCUUGAAUGUUCAGCGCUUUAUUUUACGUUUCUUUAAAAGCCUCCAGAAAAAGUUCCUGAGCGCGUUGAAUUAAAUUUGGUCAAACGGGGCCGAUAAAUAAUCAUAUUGAAGGAGGACUUUCGGUUAUUUUAUAUUUUUCUAAUUGUGAACGAAGAAGGCAAAAACCAAAAAUGUGCCCGACGAUUAAAUUCAUUUCACAUGUAAAAAAUUAGAAGUUAUUGGGCUUUUAUUUUGAAAUGCUGUACGGUCUUAAGCUGAGAGUACUUCCCCUGCUGUCUGAACGCGUUAACGCAGCCUGAGACGUCGUGAUAAAUAAGAAAACAGAAGUAUAAAGUGUAUGAAUGCAUGUUCACUCGGCACGCUACUCCACCCGUCUGUUUUUAACCUUAAAGCGGCGCCUCGUCCAGCGUACCCUCGUAGUAUUCCUCAGCUGCCUCUCCUCCUCACUACAGCAGCUUCUAAAGGAUUCUCCUUCAGCUCUCUGCCUGGUUUUGAUUUCCUGACUCGACGUCUCCCUCAUGUCUCACUAAAUCAAAUUUGCCAAAUGAAUAAAUUUGUCGAUUGCUGGUGAAAUGUGUUGAUUUAUUUUAUUUCUUUUUGAUAGGAGAUGAAACUGUUAGAACCAAUAAAAAGUGUUUACUAAUCAUCAGA
This is a messenger RNA of Labrus mixtus (cuckoo wrasse), 5672 nucleotides long. RefSeq names its product exportin, tRNA (nuclear export receptor for tRNAs) (gene xpot). Gene Ontology annotation, molecular function: small GTPase binding; tRNA binding. The transcript is spliced from 25 exons. The record is from RefSeq and is a predicted model, not a curated record. NCBI's taxonomy places the organism in Eukaryota, Metazoa, Chordata, Actinopteri, Labriformes, Labridae. Gene Ontology annotation, biological process: tRNA re-export from nucleus. Bases 208 to 3123 code for a protein of 971 amino acids. Gene Ontology annotation, cellular component: nuclear matrix; cytoplasm; nuclear pore.